Molecule: messenger RNA, 1816 nt
Organism: Cucumis sativus (cucumber)
Lineage: Eukaryota; Viridiplantae; Streptophyta; Magnoliopsida; Cucurbitales; Cucurbitaceae
Exons: 4
Coding region: 780-1139 (119 amino acids)
Cellular component (GO): chloroplast envelope
Source: RefSeq, a predicted model, not a curated record
UCAUGCUCAUUUUAGCAUACUUUAGUUAUUCAAAUAGAUAAUCUGAUGAUAGCUUCGAUAUUCUCGUUUCCUCAGAUGCUUCAAAAUCGUUCCUGUGUUUUGCUAUAAGCGCCUGAAUCACCAAAAUUCUCCAUUGAUGGUAACGAUGCUCUAAUCUAUCUUUGUUCUUCAGAAGAAGCUUUGGAAUCUCUUCAACAAACUCAAAUUCUUCUCUCUAUUUCUCUACAAAUGUUACUGCCUUCUCAAAAUCUCUUCAGAUGUUCCAACCGUCUGAAGCUUUGUUCCUUCACCAACUCCCUUCCCAGAAACAACAAUCACUUCUGUCCCUCAUUUUCAUCUUUAUCCCUCCAAAGCCUCAAUCGUUUCCACUUUCAUGCACAUAAGUUACUGACCACUCAUAACAAUUCAACUUCCCGCCACCGGAUUUAUUGCCAUUACGGCAUUGGAGUUUACGAAUCCGAAGACAAUGCACGGAGUGGCGAUUUCAAUUUAGAAUCGGUUCUUUUGCUUUCGGAAUUCAUUUUUCUCUUCUCUUCUGCUGUUUUCUUGGUUGUUUUUGUUUUGAAUUUCGUGGGUUCUAGUUCGAAAAAGGGGAUUUUGAUGUUGAUGGGUGAUAGGGGUUUAGUGUGGGGUUUCCUCUGCUGGUGGCUACGGUUGUUCUUAACUCGUGGAUUCGAAGGUUGCAAUGGAGACGAAUAAGUUGGGGGAAAACGAGUGAUGGGUUGAAGGUGAAUUUGUUGGAUAGGUUUGAGAAAUUGGAGGAGGAUUUAAAGAGCUUGAUGAUUGUGAUUCGGGGUUUGUCUCGGAAGCUUGAGAAGUUGGGCAUAAGAUAUAUGGUUACACGAAAAACACUGAAGGAUCCAAUUGCCGAGACUGCAGUUUUAGCUCAAAUAAAUUCUGAGGACACUCGAACUUUGGCUGUGCAAGAAGAUAUUCUUGAAAAAGAAUUCCUUGAGAUGCAAAAAGUCUUGCUAGCCAUGCAGGAACAGCAACAAAAGCAACUGGAACUGAUUGUUGCUAUGGGAGAAAAAAGGAAACUCAUGGAAAGCAAACAAACGCGGGAUCAAGAACAGACAAGAAUUGAUGGACAAAAUUCAGCCAAUGUGGAAUCAAAAGAACUGGAAGCUUAUGAAAUCUGAGUGUGUCACAAAGGAUUUUGUUGAUGAAACGAGACUGAAGUGGAAUUUCUACACAGUAAGGUGGAUUGUUUCUGUACUUGUGAUCUUGAUUCUUGUGGCUGCUGUUUUCAAAAAAUUUUUAUUUGGUAGUUAUAAAGCUGGAUAAGAAUGCUGGAGAUAUGAAGAGGACUUGAGCCUUUUUCAGCAAUGGUAUGUAUGGAAUUUUGGAAUAUUCAUAACAUAAUGAAGAAUUUGUAUUGUCUGACAGUCAUAGUGUAGAUUUAGGCGAAUUUAGAGUCAAGUUUUGGUUGAUUAUGAAAUGAAGGAUGUAGACAGCCUCACAACCACCUAUAUUGGAAGUGACGGAACCAAAACGCAGGAACCAAUGAUAAAGAAGAAAGAACAGUUCCGGAAGCCAAUUCGAGCCUAGUUUAACUAGUUUUAACACAACCAAUCGACCAAAGGGUCAAAAAGAGUUGAAUCGUCGCCUCUACUUGUUGAACUAAUAAAAGAAUUGGUGGUGAGAGGAAUUGGAAAUGCUAAAGACUUGUUAGAUGGCUCCUCUAAUUUUUGGUAACAUAAUUGUACCACCAGCCUUAGAAACUGAUGCUUGACGUCUUUAAGGUUGAUCCAGUCGACAAAAACAUAGUUUCAUCUUUUGAAAUUAACUCAUCUUCAUAUAUGGGAGUGUUGUUAAA